ACAGUAUCAAACGGAACAGAACAGAGCACAGUACGUAGUGUCGUCAGCCGUAAUUUAAUAUGGGCCCCAACUGAAACUCCCACUUACCCUAUUCUCUCUUCUCUCUGAUGCUGUUGCUUCCAUUGAUUCAUUCAUUCAUAAAAGGAAACCAUUUUCUUUCUCUACAUUCCAUGUAUUAAGCAUCAUCAAUGGCUUCUUACAUCUAACUGUAGAGAGAGAAAGAAAAUGAAAUGAUUCAUAUUCAUAACAUAUGAAGAUGAUAAAGAAGAUGAUGAAGAAGAUGAACCCAUCACCCAAUCACCUUUCUCUCAUAUAAAUCUUGUUCAUAAACUCAUACUAUCUCAUAUUGAAGAUUUUAGAGAUGGAUGUUGCUAAAGAAGAUGAGCAAAGCCAUAGUAAUAAUAAUAAUAAUAAUCAUAAGAAGCAAGUUAGGAGAAGGUUACAUACUAGUAGACCUUAUCAAGAAAGACUUCUAAAUAUGGCUGAAGCUAGAAGAGAAAUUGUAGCUGCACUUAAGUUUCAUAGAGCAGCCAUGAAACAAUCAUCCAAUCCAAGACAACAACAAGAACAAGAACAAACAACAGAGGUGGUGGUGGGUAAUUUACAGAUUUCAAAUAAUCUUCCACAUCCACCAACAGUACUAGAAGAAGAACAACAAUCUUAUUAUUACCCUCCUCAUACACAAAGCAGCAGCUACAUCAACAACAGCAAUAUUAGUUCAUGUUGUUCUUAUUUUCAACAACAACAACAACAACAACAACCCAAUUCAGGUUGUAACUACUUAUGGCCAUCUUCAUCUUCUUCCAUUUACCAAUUUGGUUCUUCAUCAAUUGAUCCAUUCACGGCAGUUAAUGAUGACAUGAUUGAUUUCCCACUGCCGAAUCAAACCUUGGGAUUAAACCUCAACCUUAAUCAGUUUGCUAACUUGGAAACAUCUGUUUGCUGGAAAAUGGAUAAUACCAAUUCGUCUUCUUCCAAUUCCAAUUCGAAUACGAAUACGAAUUCCCCCAGUGUUGUUCAGGAUCAUGGAGUGAAAGCUGAGUCGGCUGUAAUGAUAUCGAGUGAUGUGAAGAUGGAGUUAUCGAAAGAGGAGGUGGAGACAGUAGGAGGAGAAUAUGAUGAUGAGGUGAAUUUGGUAACAUCUGCUUCUGCUUGGUGGUUUAAGGUGUUUAAAAACACAACAGUGACAAAACCAGAAAUGGAACUAGAACUAGAACUAGAACAAGAAACAGAACCGGAUUGCAAUUAUCUGUUUGAUGAAAGUGCUAAUGGUUUUGUUCCACAUUGGCUGUCGAGUGAAGAGGAAUCAAGCUGUUUCCAUGAUCAUACAACACAUGAUGAUCAUUCAUUGCCAUGUAUGGAUAUUGGAGAGAUUGAAACAAUUGAUGGGGAGUGGCUAAGCUGAUCAAGAUGGCGCCCUAAUAAUAUCUCUAGAAGGUUUGUUCUGUCUUUUGUUUUUGUUGAACAUUAUUAUUAUUAUUAUUAUUUAAGUUGGGGUUUCUACUUUUGGCAAAAUUUCAUGAAUAAUAAGAAUGAGAAGAGAAUUAGGUUCCACAACACAUAUAAUAGUGAGUAGUUGUUGAGGACCGUUUUUAUAUU
Impatiens glandulifera is the source of this 1599-nucleotide messenger RNA. Its product is annotated as myb-like protein AA. The transcript has 3 exons. Bases 362 to 1405 code for a protein of 347 amino acids. The record is from RefSeq and is a predicted model, not a curated record. Lineage: Eukaryota; Viridiplantae; Streptophyta; Magnoliopsida; Ericales; Balsaminaceae.